AGAGGUGCAUUUAAGGCGACCUCAUUUGAGCUUCAAAAACCUUUUUGCUGAACUUCACUCCUUGGCCACGUAUAUAUCAGUCGAUUUCAUCACUGCUUCGAAAACGGCUCAUACUUUCUUGACAAAGCAUCAUUAAUCUAACAUGAGGAUUUCCAGUAUGUAUGUAGCCAUUUGCCUUUUGCUAGGCAUGACAUUGGCAAAUCAAACCUCCCCAAACUCUGCUUCAAGGCUCGUCCGCCGAGGCAAGAGCAAAAGCAAAAGCCACCCCCCUUUCACCAACACUUACAUCAUGAAUGAUAAGUUGGACUACUCUCAAGGCGCCUUGACGAUUCACUAUCCGAAUGGUGCCCUGGCCUUCCUAUUCGACAAAUCUUUCCGAGACGUUCGCAGGGGAAUUUCAUCCACGGUGGUGAAAGACUCGAGCUUUCAACCACUCUUAUUCCUCAACUCUCAAGAUGAUACGUGCUUUAGCAAAUCGCACUACGUCGAGCCAACUGUUCCUGGAUCCAGAAACCGCACUUUUCAGAUUGACCCGAGAGGAAUGAGAUCUGAUGAGUGGACUUUCAGUUUCAUUGCCCCAUGGGGUGAGGAGAUCAGUUACCGCUAUAAGAGAAACUUUUUCGACAAAGGAGGCAAGCUGUACGAAGCUAGGAAAGGUGGGGAGGAAGUUCAGAUGUGCAUGCUAGAAAAUCAAACCCGCUGGGAAUCCUGGUUGAAACCUGGACCGAACGGAGCGCAUGCUUUCACCCUAUCUUGUGCCGCUAGUGCCGCUCAGGUUGAAUCGGUCACUUUGAUGGCCAUGGUUUUAGCCCGUGCAGAUGUCUGUGGAAUCUGAUGUCUAAAUUUCUCUCGAGGAAGCAUGUGGCCGUGCAUGCUUAUUCCUUCCCCAAAAGAAUAUUACUUUUCUGAAGGCCAAAAAUAGGCACAUUUUUACUUCAUGGUCCAUUUAAAUCAAAUCACAUAAGAUUAAAAAAAAUUGAACUUUCACUUGUACAUACAUUUUUUCUGCCCAACAUCCACAGAAAUUUUCUUGGAUUUGGUAGCAAAUUCUUGGUAGAAUUCAUUUUUUGGUUGGUUUACUGUGUUAUAGGGAAAAUAUUGGCAUCUGAUUAAAUAGAUUUACAUAGAUUUACUUUCAUACUUCUAGGAUUGAUAUCAAGACUGCAUCUCACCUGAAAGAAUCAGAGCCAUAUAAUACAGGCUGUGAUGAGGGAACUUUGACCAAAGUUUCCAUUGAUGUAAGAAUUGAAACCAGUGGCAGAAAAUCAAGUGAAAUUGAAGCAGGUAGAAUGUUUAGAAGUAAUUUAGAGUUGAAUAAAUGGCCAGAUGGUCAUAAAUUGAACAGGUUCCUCUGGAAAACCCAAUUCAAAUAGUCCAUACAGCCUAGAUAUAAAGAUAAAGAAUCCAAAAGGUGGGAAAGGUUCCAGUUAUAUUUCAUGAUCAUCAGGGUUGAAUCAAUA
Molecule: messenger RNA, 1460 nt
Organism: Puccinia graminis f. sp. tritici CRL 75-36-700-3
Lineage: Eukaryota; Fungi; Basidiomycota; Pucciniomycetes; Pucciniales; Pucciniaceae
Exons: 5
Coding region: 143-835 (230 amino acids)
Source: RefSeq, a predicted model, not a curated record